AUGGGACAAAAGCGUUUGGCUGCAAUGAUUGAACAGGAUACUGGUGUGUGGCUGAAUAAUAGCUUUGAUAACCAAGAAUGGCUUGAAAAACAUUAUUCGGACUCUGCUCCAUCAAAAAGAAGCAUUUGCUAUUGGUAUGCCGAAUUCAAACGUGGUCGUACAGACACCGAUGACAUUCCAUCUACUGGAAGGCCAAAUGACGCUGUUAUUCCGGAAAACGUUGAAAAAACACUGAAAAUCAUUAUGUCCGACCGUAAAGUGAAAGUGAGGGAGAUUGCUGACAUUCGAAAGAUAUCAGCAGGCAGUGUACACACCAUAAUACACGAACAUUUGGGUAUGAAAAAGGUGUUUUCCAAAUGCGUGCCGUGUUUGCUCACACCGGAGCAAAAACAACAACGAAUCGAUGAUUCAAAGAGCUGUUUGGACAUGUUUACGCGCAAUAAGUCGCAGUUUUUGCGUCGGUACAUCGCAAUGGAUGAAACAUGGAUCCACCAUUUCACUCCAGAGUCAAAUCGGCAGUCUGCUGAGUGGCAUGCAGCCGGUGAAAGCCGCCCAAAGCGACCAAAGGCGCAGCAGUCGGCUGGCAAGAUUAUGACGUCUGUAUUUUGGGAUACGCAUGGAAUAAUAUUCAUCGACUAUCUCCAGAAGGGGCAGACCAUCAACAGCGACUAUUAUAUAGUGUUAUUGGAGCGUUGGAGCGUCUAUUAUAUAGCGUUAUUGGAGUGA
Messenger RNA from Anastrepha obliqua, 726 nucleotides. RefSeq names its product histone-lysine N-methyltransferase SETMAR-like. Lineage: Eukaryota; Metazoa; Arthropoda; Insecta; Diptera; Tephritidae. The record is from RefSeq and is a predicted model, not a curated record. Gene Ontology annotation, molecular function: nucleic acid binding. The transcript is spliced from 2 exons. The coding region runs from base 1 to 726 and encodes 241 amino acids.